AUGCUCCGCUCACUUCUAAUCUUUGUCAUUUUGUCCGCGGCGGUAACAGCCAAAUGGGACCACUUCGAGUUCGACGUCACAGUGUUCUGCCACUUUUCGGAUAGAGACGUGUACAACAUGGUCAUCUACUGGGACGAAGUCGAUCGUUGGUUCGAUUUCAUAUUUGUUCUCGUUUUGACUUCUGUUUUCAGGAGUCGAGACGAGCAUAUUACUCAAACUCAAAGUCUGCAGCCGAGAAUGGGAAAGUUCAGUUUCUCUCAGAACGGAGCAAUGAACGGAGAUCAGAUUCUGUCGUCUGGAUACCAACCUAAGGCUGUCAUUUCGCACGACUGCACUUCGGAUCGGAAGGAAGUCGAUCUGGAAGUGGUCCUCACGACGCUCUGCACACCUGGAGAGUGAGGGUUUCAAUGUUAUUGACUCUGUAUCAAUCCCUAGUUUUCAGCACUUGCCACUACCGCUUCAUCAAAGAUCUGACCAACCAGUGGGGCGUUAUCAAGACGGCGGCCGACGAUUUCAAGGUCGAUAUGAGUCCGUUUCCCGACUUUCCUUGA
Messenger RNA from Caenorhabditis sp. 36 PRJEB53466, 551 nucleotides. Lineage: Eukaryota; Metazoa; Nematoda; Chromadorea; Rhabditida; Rhabditidae. The record is from the annotation of a GenBank genome assembly.